Messenger RNA from Closterium sp. NIES-67, 3010 nucleotides. NCBI's taxonomy places the organism in Eukaryota, Viridiplantae, Streptophyta, Zygnematophyceae, Desmidiales, Closteriaceae. The record is from the annotation of a GenBank genome assembly.
CCACAUUUUGUCAUACAAUGGACCCAGGGAGUCCAAAUGAGGUAAAAGACGCAACCAAACCAGGUGUAAGUGAGGUGAAGGCCACAAGCACACCAGAGGAAGAUGCUCACUCCAUACUAACAUCUGCUCUCAUCAAUUCAUCGGUGGAGCUCAAGACCUGGAGCUCCGUCAAGUCUUUGCGCGGAUUUAGCGUAUCGACCCCACCGGAAUCACCUGUGACUGCAUCCCUUCGCUUUUCAGAGGCUUACUGGGUAGGUCUGUCGCUCUUGCUUAUGUCUCCCAGACCUUCGUUAAUGCUGUUACAAACGCGCAGAAAAGGAACGUGCUAACGUAUGGGGACAUAGUCCCGGAUGGCUUCGUUGACAUUUGGGGAGCAAUCGAGCAGUUCCCUUUGCCGGCAUCCAUCAUCCUUGACAGCUUUCCAGCGACCGUUGAGGCUGUUCUAGUGGACAGAAAGUCAGACGCUGAGCUGGUCCUUCUUGAACGCAAAGCAAUGUCGAUUGAUAGUCCAUCCAGUCCUUCGGGCGCUCGUACAACUGCAAAACUCGGUUGGCGAGGCAUCGCUGUUCGUUUGGCAGAGCUUGUUGCAAACCGUAUGGGAGGAGCAGUAGAUUCCGACCAGUCUCUGCAAUCUGACUGGCGAUCUGUGUAUUGGAAGAUUAAAAGCGCAUUUCGGAGUCACUACAUCUCACUUGGCCUGAUUACCUCUGGGUUGAUCAGGCACAGGGUUCUCCUUUUCAAGGUAUGUCAAGCUCGCUGUAACGUUUCUUUUUUUGUAGUGAGCUUCAUUGACACGAGUUUGCUUCCAGGUGUUGGCGGAUAGAGUUGGCGUACCUUGCUGCAUUGUCCGUGGUCGGUUUUACACUGGCACAAAGGAUGGUGCAAGGGCCAAGAUUCGAGAUGAAGAUGGUUCGGAAUAUGUAGUUGAUUUAAUGAAAGCGCCAGGCCUUCUAGUCCCGGUUACGAAUCUGGAAACGCCUACAAUAUCACCAGUUGCAAGUCCUGUUGAUGAAUACUGCGAAGCGGGGACAGCUGUCUUCCCGGCACUGGUGGCAUCAAUGGCGAAAUUGCUAGGCAAGGAUGGUAAGUAGACAGCAGUUCAGCUUUUAUGCGACGAAGUCUGAAUCUUGACUUUCUUAUCUUGACAGAACUAGAACCUGAAUCGCAGAAGACACUUUUUGGGCAAAUACCUCCUAAUGAUGAAUGUGGUGCUGAAAGUGGGUCAGAUGUGGGAAGCAACAGCCCAAUGUUUCGUCCUGAGGACAGAAAGAAUAGACGUCGAUCACCCUCAUGGACAGAUGGAUGGGGAUCUCCCCAGGUUCCCAUGCUCGUUGCAGAUGUUGCCAAGGAAAAUCCAAGAUUCGCCCAGAGGCUGAAGUCCCCUGAUAAGGAGAAGCGGCAGCUGUUUUCAGAAAAUCAGGUAACCAGCAUCUGGUUAUCAUUUCUGUUAUUUCAUAUUCACAAACUGCCUCUCUGUCCAGGCUGAGGGGACAACGGGAAAAAAGCUGGAAGCAGAUGACAAUAUCAGCAACAGAGAUGGUGAAAAUACUGAGCAAUCAGGAUGUGAAGACGCUGACUUCAGCUUCUCAAAAGAAAUUCAGAUGUAUAAGCUGGAUGGCUUUUUAAUUCCAAAAGGAGCGGUGACACUUGGCGAGCGUGUGGGACUAGGUAUGUGCACUUUUACGCUUAGUGCAAUCAAUGCUCACAUCUUCAAUCGUUACAAACGUUUACCUUGCAGGAUCUUUUGGAGAAGUGUUCAAGGGCGAGUGGAAUGGCUUUGUACGAAUGUUGGUUGCUUGCCUGGUUUUGCUUGCCUGAUUGGCAGGUGAUGGUUUGAUAACACUCGUUCUUGCAGGAGGUUGCUGUGAAGAAGCUGAUAGAUCAAGAAAUCCCAGCGGAUGCUAUUGAAGAUUUUAAGUCCGAGGUUGCUAUGAUGCAUCGGCUACGUCAUCCAAACAUACUGCUUUUUAUGGGUGCAAUCAUUGACCCUCCACAUCUGUCGAUUGUGACAGAAUUUCUCCCAAGGUACGUGAGUGUAGCAUUCUGCAUCCGCCAAACCUCGCAUAUAAUCUCUUGAAAUGCCAGGGGGAGUAUAUUCCGACUUCUGACAAGGCCAAAUGCAUCUUCGAGCAUGGAUGAGCGGCGCCGACUGAAGAUGGCACUAGAUGUGGUGAGUUGUUAUACUUUUUGGAUUUCUUUUUAUAGCUUUUUGCAAUCUGAGUGCCACUGUGGCUGCAGGCAAAGGGAAUGAAUUACCUUCACUGCUGCAGCCCUCUAAUCGUGCACAGAGACCUGAAAUCUCCCAAUCUUCUUGUUGAUAAGAACUGGGUUGUGAAGGUGACUAUAUUGAUUCGUUCAUCAGUUUUCGGGUCUGGCAAAAUUGCUGUGACACUGACGCAGAAAAAUCCUAGGUUUGUGACUUCGGCCUGUCAAAGAUAAAGAACCAGACUUAUCUGUCAUCAAGAACUGCAGCUGGAACGGUAUGUAUGAUUUCUUUUGUUAGUCUGAUACUUCGCAGGGGUUCAACAUGACCCGUGAUCUUUUGCAGCCAGAGUGGAUGGCCCCAGAAGUGUUGCGGAAUGAGCCAUCAAAUGAGAAGAGUGAUGUCUACAGUUUUGGUGUGGUCCUAUGGGAGCUCUCGACAAUGCAACGCCCGUGGAGGGGUUUGAAUGCGAUGCAAGUUGUGGGGGCUGUUGGUUUCCAGCAAAGGAGACUUGUCAUUCCAGGAUCAGUAGAUCCUGCUGUUUCCAAAGUCAUAGGAGCCUGCUGGGCAGAGUACGUUCACAUUCUUUCCUGUUUUCCUGAUUUGACCCCUCUUUCCCUCAAGCUGCACUUGCUAUCUGUGCAGGAAACCGUCAGAACGGCCAUCAUUUUCAGAGAUUGUUCAUGAACUGAAGGAAAUACAUAAGCGGUGGACUUACUCAGUCAACCCAAGGUCACCUGCGUGAUCGUAGCAACAGUGUGAUGGCAGAUGCACUAAAAAGGACAUGUUUCAGAAUUCCCAUGCCAG